This is a messenger RNA of Pygocentrus nattereri (red-bellied piranha), 1551 nucleotides long. It is a transcript of the gene cmasa, whose product is annotated as cytidine monophosphate N-acetylneuraminic acid synthetase a. NCBI's taxonomy places the organism in Eukaryota, Metazoa, Chordata, Actinopteri, Characiformes, Serrasalmidae. The record is from RefSeq and is a predicted model, not a curated record. Gene Ontology annotation, molecular function: N-acylneuraminate cytidylyltransferase activity. The transcript has 9 exons. Bases 149 to 1486 code for a protein of 445 amino acids.
UCCUUACUGAGGAGUUGGCAGCCGAUCUGCGCGGCGCACAGAGCGGCGUGGAAGUCGCUCCGCGGUCUGACCCCGUUUGGUCAGUGAAGCGUUUCCUCGCCAGACUCUUUGGUCGGCAGCAGGAACGCAUGCGAGGCUUGUGAGAGGAAUGGCUACAUCAACGGGCCCCGAUCCGGCUGCUGACGAGAGCAGCGAUCGUCCGGCGAAGCGACCGAGACUGGACAGCAACGGCGAGGUCAGUCGCGGACACAGACACAUAGCCGCGGUGAUCCUGGCCCGGGGCGGCAGUAAGGGCAUUCCGCUGAAGAACAUCAAGAUGCUCGCUGGAGUGCCGCUGAUCGGAUGGGUUGUAAGAGCGGCUGUGGACUCUAAGGUGUUUGACAGCGUCUGGGUGUCCACGGACCACGACGACAUUGAGAGCGUGGCAAAGAAGUGUGGGGCUCGAGUGCACAGGAGGAGUGCAGCAGUGUCCAAAGACACGUCGACGUCUCUGGAAACUCUUCAGGAGUUCUCUAAACUUAACCCGGAUGUGGACGUCAUCUGUAACAUCCAAGCGACAUCUCCAUGUCUUCACCCACACCACUUGAAAGAGGCUGUGGAGAUGAUUACCAAGCAUGGCUACCAGUCUGUUUUCUCAGUUGUCCGCCGACAUCACUUCCGCUGGCAGGAGGUUAAGAAUGGAGUCACCAGCACUACAGCUCUGAACCUGAACCCAGCCCAGAGACCCCGCCGUCAAGACUGGGAUGGAGAGCUAUGUGAGAAUGGAUCCUUUUAUUUUGCCACCAAAGAGCUUAUAGGCCAAGGAAUCUUGCAGGGCGGAAAGACGGCGUACUUUGAGAUGCAGCCGGAGUACAGCGUUGAUAUUGACGUUGAUAUAGAUUGGCCUGUGGCGGAGCAAAGAGUUCUGAGGUACGGUUACUUUGGCAAAGACAAGCCGGAGCUGCUGAGGCUUCUUCUGUGCAACGUGUCCGGGUGUCUGACUGAUGGCCAAGUCUAUAUGUCUGCGGGGGCAGAGGAGAUGUUGUCCGUUAAUAGCAGAGAUUUGACUGGCAUCAGCAUGUUAAAGAAAUGGGGAAUGGAGGUGAUCCUUAUAUCCUCCAGUGAGAACCCAGUGCCAAAGCCCCUCGCAGACAAACUAUCGCAGAAGACAGGCUGUGAGUUGGUGCAUUUAACAGAGCAAAAGCAAGUGGAGGUGGAGAGACUGAUGAUGAAGAAGAAGCUAGCGUGGGAAGAGGUGGCCUACCUAGGAAACGAUGUGCCGGAUGUGGGCUGCCUGAACCUGGCCGGUCUGGGUGCAGUGCCCUUGGAUGCCCCUAUGGUGGCACUAAACGCAGCCAAGUACACCUGCCAGAACCCGGCGGGCCGUGGAGCAGUCAGGGAUUUCAUCGAGCACAUCCUGCGACUGAAAGAGAGAGUCUCAGUUGAAGUAGAGCCACCAUGUAGCAAUCUGACCGAACUCAACAGUGACCAAAAAUCCGAACACUAAUUUGGGGUCGCCACAGCGGAUCAUCUGCCUCCAUCUCGCCCUAUCUACUGCCUCCUCUACUUUCA